Plasmopara halstedii is the source of this 1509-nucleotide messenger RNA. RefSeq lists its product as uncharacterized. The record is from RefSeq and is a predicted model, not a curated record. The transcript has a single exon. The coding region runs from base 1 to 1509 and encodes 502 amino acids. Lineage: Eukaryota; Oomycota; Peronosporomycetes; Peronosporales; Peronosporaceae.
AUGCGAAUGAGCUCUUUCCUCCUUAUUCCCACAACAGCGAUAGUUGCUGGUUGCGGUGCCGUCUCAGCAUAUAGACGACCUAGACUAUUGGGUUCGAAGCUGCCUGAUGAAGUCAUGUCAGCGAAGGAAGCUGUUUCAGCGAAUAGUGCACGAUUUCUGAGUAGCAAACCCGACAGAGUCAAUGUCAUUUAUGCACCAGAGGAAGAAGAAAGAAUGAUGAAAGACAUGGAAGACAUUCUCAAUCUUGUGCGAGACAGCAGCCAAGAAAAGAUUGUUCCUCACAUACCACCUUCUGCAAUCACGAAAGGCUCGAAUUCUGUCGGGACAUUUUCUACUGAUCUGAACGAAUUACCGCCUAUUCAGUACCAUGAUGGACAAAUUUCUGCAGAACAUCAGCACAUUGGCUAUCCGUAUGGACAAACUUCUGCACAACAUCAGCAGGGGUACGGUGGCAACUUACAUCCUGGAGUGAUGCACAACUCAAACGCAGUCAAUCAUGUGGACCAAGAGAUCUCGAUUGGUGCGAGAAAUUUCGCGAAAUCUUUCAAGUGGACAGUUGACUUAGCCGACAUUGUACGGAGUGCAAGUACCCGAGAUGACCUUGGUUUCCUGACUCGACUUAAACAAUUCGAAAAGUUACGAGAUACUUGGCUAGAACACGCCUAUAAAUGGGUGGCUCACAACAAACAAUCUUAUCCUGCAGCCUUUUCCUCAGAGCAUAUUCCAAGUGAUGAAUUUUUGUCCUCUCUCGAUUCUCAGGUCGCGGAGGCUGAAAAGCUCUUUACUCAGCCCUCAACUGAUCAAGAAAUCGAUGAUGUUCUUAAAGCGAGCAUCAAUGCUGCUCCUGAAAAGCAACGUCAUAAGAUUCAGACCUGGCUGUACCAAUCUGUAGAUAUACCUACGAAAAGUAUGUUUAUGGAACCUCUUUUUUUUUCAUGCGUCGUGAUGAACAAAAUCAACACCGUCGAAGUCAAAGAAAUUCCUGUGAAAAUGGCUCAACGCAUGAAAUUUGCGACUCAGCAGAUUGUUAAGAGCCAUGCAAGUGAUUCGUAUCCUUCCCAGUUUCUAUUAGCCCAUAUCGACGAUAACUUACUUGAGAAUUCACCCGAUGUUGUGGAGUCGAACCUACUGGAUGAAAGCAAAGGCAUUGAAGGCGGACUUGACAAUGUUCUUGCGAUGACUAGUGAUGAUGUUGAACCAUGGGAAAAGUUUAUGGAUCUGUGCUCCCAAGGUCAUUUUUCCUCUGACGAUCCCUUGAUGCAGGCACUCGAAGUGUACACGAGACUUUAUAUUCACGACUAUUUCAUCAAGGAGCCGAAAUUGAUUGGAUGGAACGAUUGGAUAAAGAUGAGUCAGACAAUACCUGGCAACCUGAUGAAUGAAGUUGUUGAGGAAGUGAACGGUUUGCUCAUUCAUGGUGCUGGUGGAGAAGGAAAUCUCAGAUUUCAACUGUUGAGAAGAAAGAAGUGGGAUGACAAGGUAAGGAAGAGAAAUAUAAAAGUUGGGUGA